Eublepharis macularius is the source of this 2049-nucleotide messenger RNA. RefSeq names its product vomeronasal type-2 receptor 26-like. The coding region runs from base 1 to 2049 and encodes 682 amino acids. Lineage: Eukaryota; Metazoa; Chordata; Lepidosauria; Squamata; Eublepharidae. Gene Ontology annotation, biological process: G protein-coupled receptor signaling pathway. The record is from RefSeq and is a predicted model, not a curated record. The transcript has 4 exons. Gene Ontology annotation, cellular component: membrane. Gene Ontology annotation, molecular function: G protein-coupled receptor activity.
AUGGUCCCAAAUGAAACCCCUCAGUAUAGGGGGAUAACCCAGUUGCUUCUCCAUUUUGGAUGGACCUGGGUUGGACUCUUUUCUGCAGAUGAUGACAGUGGAGAACGUUUCCUGCAGGCCCUGGAGCCAUUGUUUUUCCACAACAGAAUUUGUCUGGACUUCAUAGAAAAAAUCCCCACCCAGUCCAGGUGGGAUACUUUAAGUGAUGUGAAUGACUUAAUCUCAAAGGUAUAUCGACCUUUGACACAGAGCAAAGCCAAUACUUUUAUCAUCAAUGGAGGAUGUAUGGUCAUCAUAUCAUUGAAUAAUUUGAUACUUUUAGGAGAUUUUGGAUAUGAAGAAAAUCCAUUAUAUAGAAAGGUAUGGAUAAUGACUGCCCAAGCUGAUUUCGUACAAUCCAACAUUCUAAAAAGCUUGACUUUCUAUCUGUUCCAAGGUGCUAUUUCAUUUUCAGUUUGCACUAAUGAACUUCUGGGGUUCAAGAAGUUUCUUCAGAACAUAAACCCUUCUUGGAUGCAAGGAAAUGGUUUUCUCAAGAUCUUCUGGGAGCAAACAUUUGGUUGUACUCUUCCAGAUUCCCAGGAACCAACAUAUAUCAAUGAAACAUGUACUGGGGAGGAAAGACUGGAGAAUCUCCCUGGGCAUUUAUUUGAAAUGCGCAUGUCUGGCCACAGUUACAGCAUCUAUAAUGCUGUGUAUGUUGUGGCACAUGCUUUGCAUGCAUUGUACUCACCUACAUCCAGCCACCGAUCAAAAGUGGGUGGAAAAAGAUAUCUAGACCUCCAGCCUUGGGAGCUCCACUCACUUCUUCAAGGCAUCUCUUUUAACAAUGCAGCUGGAGAAACCUUGCAUUUUAAUAAGAACAAGGAAAUGGGAGCUGGAUUUGACAUCAUGAACAUGGUUAUGUUUCCAAACAAGUCCUUCGUAAGAGUGAAAGUUGGAAGGGUGGAUGCAGAACCUCUCGAAGGAGAAGGAUUCAUCAUUCACGAGGAUAUGAUUGUAUGGCACAGGCAUUUUAACCAGGUGCGGCCCAUUUCUGUAUGCAACGAUUACUGCUACCCUGGUUAUCAGAAGAAAAAAAAGGAAGGCGAACAAUUUUGCUGCUACGAUUGUGCUCCUUGCCCAGAAGGGAAAUUUUCAAGCCACAAAGAUAUGGAUGACUGUUUCACCUGUCUGGAAGAUCAAUAUCCAAACAAGGACCGGGAUGGAUGUGUCCAUAAAAUGAUAAACUUCUUGUCUUUUGAAGAACCUCUAGGAAUUUGUCUGGUUUCUCUUGCUCUAUCUUUGACUCUGACCACAGUUUUAGUCCUGGGAGCUUUUAUUAAACACAGAGACACCCCGAUUGUCAGAGCCAACAACAGGGAUAUCACCUACACUCUUCUAAUAUCUCUCAUGUUCUGCUUCCUCUGCUCGUUGCUGUUCCUUCGACACCCUGGGAAGUUCACCUGCUUCUUUAGACAAGCUGCUUUUGGGAUCAUCUUCACAGUGGCCGUUUCUUGUGUUUUGGCCAAAACCAUCACUGUGGUUGUAGCUUUCAUGGCCACCAAACCGGGAUCCAGGAUGAGCAAAUGGGUGGGGAAAAAACUGGCCAGCUCCACUGCCAUCGCUUCCUGCCUCGUUCAAGUAGGCACCUGUACAGUCUGGCUUGGAACCUUUCCCCCUUUCCCAGCUUUUGACACUCAGUCCCUGACUGAAGAGAUAGUAGCAGAAUGUAAUGAAGGGUCUGUCCUUAUGUUUUCCAUUGUCCUGGGCUACUUGGGGCUUCUGUCCCUCAUCAGCUUGCUUGUGGCAUUCCUAGCCAGGAAAUUGCCAGAUAGUUUUAAUGAAGCCAAAUCUAUCACCUUCAGCAUGCUGAUCUUUUGCAGUGUUUGGAUAUCUUUUGUCCCAAGCUACCUGAGCACUAAAGGGAAAUACAUGGUGGCUGUGGAGAUCUUCUCUAUCUUGGCCUCUGGUGCGGGAUUACUGGCUUGCAUCUUUUCCCCCAAGUGCUACAUUAUUCUGCUGAGGCCUGAACUCAACAGGAAGGAUCUCCUAAUAAGAAGAACAUAA